Messenger RNA from Dicentrarchus labrax (European seabass), 2204 nucleotides. RefSeq names its product zgc:103586. The coding region runs from base 1340 to 1897 and encodes 185 amino acids. Lineage: Eukaryota; Metazoa; Chordata; Actinopteri; Moronidae. The record is from RefSeq and is a predicted model, not a curated record. Gene Ontology annotation, molecular function: zinc ion binding; cytidine deaminase activity. The transcript is spliced from 5 exons. Gene Ontology annotation, cellular component: cytosol.
AUGAAACAUAUCAUGAUUUCUAGAAGAGGAUUAGUUCUUUUAAUUAGAAAAUACUGAACAUUUUCUUCCAAUAGAUUACAACUGAAUGUUUUUAUCCCAUGCUGCACCUGCAGGUGAUGUGUGGGUCUUCUCAGUCUAUCAGCCCAGCUAUGAUCGAUCAGCAGCUGAUGGUCUUUACUGUGAUAAGACCCUGUACACGUUUGCUUUCUGGAAUGCAGUGUGGGAGACUUUUGGUGUUUGGGUCCAACUGGUCAAACUCUGCAAAGGACUGCUGUGUUAUGUGUUCAUAAGUCCCACACCAGCAAACAGAGACUUUUAUGGGAACGUAUGAGGCAUGGAUUGGACAUUUAUAUGCAGCAUCUGAGCAGACAGGCUUAGAGUUUCAUGUGUGAGAGUGUGUGUGUGUGUGUGUGUGUGUGUGUGUGUGUGUGUGUGUGUGUGUGUGUGUGUGUGUUAUGGCAAAUAAUUAUUAUUUUCAUUAUCAGGUUAUUUAACUACUUGUUUGGUCUGUAAAUAACAACGCCUAUCAAAACUUCCAAAUACUUGCAGAUUAAUCAAGCAUGGUGGGAAAUUAGCACAAUUUUAGCCAAAUUCUGGUAAAAUAGGAAAGUUGCUGAUAAAUUUCAGACACAAAAUAAUGAUUAACUAUUGAGAUGCUGAUGAUUUUUGAAUGUGCAAUAAACUAAUCAAUACAUUUUCUAAUCCUUCCCACUCUAGUUGUUUCCCUCUAAACUUGGUCAUUGUUGUUGUAUGUGUUGUUUUUCUGUUUUACACUUUGUCAUUUUUUUAAUGUUACAGAGAUAUGUAAACUUUUCAGACUUACUUUAUGUUUAUUUAUGUGCUAUUUCAUCUAUUUGUCUUACUUGUUUAUGUAAUAUUCGUUUUUGCUGGAAUGUCAGUUUUAAAUAAAUGUUCCUGGUUUAAGUUUUGUGAAGUCUUUAGUAUUUUUAAUUUGUUUUUAUUUUGUGUGUAAAUGUGUAGAUUUGCUGUGCGCUGAACUUCUACUGUGCUUUUAUUCUGAAAUCAAGGCUGUAACAAUCAUCUGAGAUGUUCAGGACAUGUUCUCAAUUUUCUGUUUUAUCUUUUAUCUCAAACCUAUAGGCUUCAAGCUAUUCAGCAGACUCAAUAAAUAAAAAAACUCCCAGAAGAAGAAUACUUUCACUUUCGUUGCAUUGUUUAUUUUUUAUCAAGAAUCACAUGACAUGCCAUCCCAUAAUUGGCUCGCCCUGUUCAUUGUUGACCACAGUAUCAAAACAGCUGCUUGUAUAAAUCCCCAUUUUUCCCUUUAAGUUGAGUUGUUUGACGAAGCAUUCGAGGAGCAGAAGCUUUUUCAGCUGCAAUGGCAGCCCCACCUACAGAUCGCCCUGUGAUAUUAACCUUGGCUGCAUUAUGGAGGUCUCAAUUGAGACCCCUACCACCGAGACCACCAAGACUAUCAGUUGCAGCCACAGUAGUACAGACUGCCCUAACUCUGGCACAAGUCAUCUUUGGCGUCGUGUAUUUCAAUGACUGCCCUCAGCAACCAAACAUUCCCAACUACCUGUUAGGGAUGGCUCUGUUAACCCUGCUGAUGAUACCAUGUGUGACCCUCCCCUGUGAGAGCGAUGCAGCUCAGCCUCGCGGGCACCCCAAAGGUUUCAAAGCGUGUCUGAUGUGUUUAUUAUCCCUGUGUAUCUUCAUAUGGAUACUGGCAGGUGAUGUGUGGGUCUUCUCAGUCUAUCAGCCCAACUAUGAUCGAUCAGCAGCUGAUGGUCUUUACUGUGAUAAGACCCUGUACACGUUUGCUCUCUGGAAUGCAACGUGGGGGACUUUUUUUAUUAUGGUCCAACUGGUCAAAGUCUGUUAUGUGUUGAUGAGUCCCACACCAGCAAACAGAGACUUUUAUGGGAACGUAUGAGGCAUGGAUUGGACGUUUAUAUGCAGCAUCUGAGCAGAUAGGCUUAGAGUUUCGUGUGUGUGUUAUGGCAAAUAAUAAUAAUCCUUCCCAUUCUAGUUGUUUCUUUCUAAAUUUGGUCAUUGUUGUUGUAUGUGUUGUUUUUCUGUUUUACACUUUUUUUCUGUUAGACAGAAAUAUAAACUUUUCAGACUUACUUUAUGUUUAUUUAUGUGCUAUUUCAUCUAUUUGUCUUAUUUAUUUAUCUUAUUUUAUUUUGUAAUAUUGUUUUUGUUGGAAUGUCAGUUUUAAAUAAAUGUUCCUGGUUUAA